Messenger RNA from Anguilla anguilla (European eel), 5606 nucleotides. RefSeq names its product inactive dipeptidyl peptidase 10-like. The coding region runs from base 212 to 2593 and encodes 793 amino acids. Gene Ontology annotation, biological process: proteolysis. Gene Ontology annotation, molecular function: serine-type peptidase activity; dipeptidyl-peptidase activity. Lineage: Eukaryota; Metazoa; Chordata; Actinopteri; Anguilliformes; Anguillidae. The record is from RefSeq and is a predicted model, not a curated record. The transcript is spliced from 26 exons.
GCUAGGGAUUCGCGCAUGUCACAGGGUGGAGGAGGGGAAGAACAAGUAAACUAGCGUAGGAUCUCAAACGUGCCUCCUGUGGUCCCCGAACGCAGCGAGCAGCGUACAGUACAUCGCAGCGAGACGCCGGGCUAUCAGUAGCGCUCUCAAGCUUGUCUGUGCUUGAGGUUCUAUAGUCUCUGGAAACAUCGGAGCUGUUCAGAUUUGAAAGAUGAACCAAACCGCCACUGUUUCCCAGCCGUGCCGAAGUCAUUCCUCUGGCGACUUGAAGGAUCUUGUAGACCCAGGUCCAGACAGGAACUGGAAGGGCAUUGCCAUCUCCCUUUUGGUCAUUGUGGUGGUCCUCUCUCUCAUCGGACUGGCCAUUGUCCUGCUUUCCAAAGAUGAUAAUUCCAAAUCUCUUGGAACCAAACUGACGCUGGACGACCUGUUUGAGAAAGACUUCCAGGUGCAUGACCCGGAUGCAAAAUGGAUAAACGAUGAAGAAAUUGUUCUCAGGACCAGAGAUGGGGAUGUUCUGAAAACAAAUAUUCAGAGCAAUCAGACCGAGCUCCUUUUGAAGAACACCACUUUCGCAACAUUUAAGGCCUCAAAGUUUUUGGUCUCUCCAGACUUCAACUUUGUGCUGCUGGGCUACGAUGUGAAACAGGUUUUCCGGUACUCUUUCCUGGCAUCAUACUUGAUAUACAACCUGCAUACCAGGGAGGUGCAGGAGCUGAAUCCUCCAGAGGUGGCCAAUUCGGUUCUUCAGUUUGCAUCCUGGGGGAUUCGGGGCCAACAGCUGGUUUACAUCUUUGAAAACAACAUUUACUACCAGCCAGAUAUCAAAGGAAGUUCCCUGAGACUGACCUCGUCCGGACAAGAGGGAGCCAUUUUUAACGGCAUUGCCGACUGGCUGUAUGAAGAGGAGCUGCUCCACUCCCAUGUUGCCCACUGGUGGGCCCCAAAUGGGGACAGGCUGGCCUUCCUGUCCAUCGAAGACACCCUGGUCCCCAAAAUGUUCCUUCCCCGCUUCACUGGUACCCUCUACCCCCGAGGAGAGCAGUACCCUUACCCAAAGGCGGGACAGCGUAACCCUGCAGUCAAGCUCUACGUGGUUAAUUUAGAUGGAGCAUCGCAAACAACGGAACUGCUACCUCCAAGCAGCUUUGAGAAAAGUGAGUAUUACAUCGCCAUGGUGAAGUGGGCCACUAGCCAGACGCUUGCAGUACGGUGGUUGAACCGGGCUCAGAACAUCUCCAUUCUAACAUUGUGUGAUGCCACCAGUGGGGACUGUGUCAAGAAACAUGUGAUGACAUCAGAUACAUGGCUUGACAGACAGGAGGAAGAGCCAGUGUUUUCCAAGGACGGGGGCAGAUUCUUCCUAGCACUACCGAUUAAGCAUGGGGGACAGGGAUCCUUCCACCACCUGGCCAUGCUGUCCGAUCAGGCUGAGCGAGAGGAGGUCAACAUCCGUCAUUUGACCUCAGGGAACUGGGAGGUGACCCAGAUCUCGGCAUAUGAUGAGGGAACCAACUCUGUAUAUUUUCUCAGCACUGAAGAGGGAUUGACUCAAAGACAGCUCUAUAGGGUGUCAACCGUUGACCCAUUUCACCGAGAGUGCCUCACCUGCAAUCUGAACCAACACCAGUGUACUUUCUACAGCGCAGACUUCAGCCCCAGCACCCAGCAUGUUCUGCUCAACUGCAAAGGUCCCGGUAUUCCAAAAACAACAGUCCACAGACUGAGUGACCUAAGCAGUAACCUGACUUUGGAAGAAAACAGAGAGCUCAGAGAGGCCUUGAAGUACAGACAAACCCCACGGAAAGAGAAACGAACUCUCCAUGUGAAUAACUAUGUAUUCCCCAUGGAAAUAUAUUUUCCAGUGCAUUUUGAUGAAGCAAAUCAGUACCCUCUCCUUCUCAUUGUUGAUGGCGCCCCCGGAGGCCAGUCGGUGAACGACCGCUUUCGGCUGGACUGGGACUCUGUUCUGGUCAGCUCGGAUAGUGUGAUCGUGGCCCGGCUGGACGGCAGGGGGAGCGGGUUUCAGGGCCAGAGGGUUCUGCAGGCGAUCCACCAGCGGCUGGGGACCGUGGACGUGCAGGACCAGAUCGCAGCUGUCGAGUCUCUAGGCCGGCUACCCUACGUAGAUGAGAAUAGAGUUGCUGUUUAUGGAAAGGCGUACGGAGGCUUUCUGACCUCUCUGCUCCUCCUCUCACCGGCCACCUUGUUCAGGUGCGGGGUUGCCGUGGCGCCGGUAACAGACUGGAGACUCUAUGGCUCAGCCUUCACAGAGCGAUAUUUUGGGUACCCCCUGAAAGAAGAUCGCAAAUACCAAAUCUCCAGUCUUCUACACAAUAUCACUGGGUCAAGCUAUCACAAAUUUCUCAUCAUCCAUGGAACUGCUGAUGCCACCAUUCAUUUCCAGCAUUCAGCUGAGCUUGUAAAACUGCUGUCAAUUGCACAUGUGAACUAUACAUUACAGAUCUUCCCAGACGAAGGACACAACAUAGUUUCCCUCAGGAGCAGACAUUACCUGUUGCAUUCUAUCAUAACCUUCUUCAGGGAGUGCUUUUCAGAAAGGUAUCCCCCAACUGUCAAAGAGGAGGAUUAGGACUGAGCUAGACUCAAAUCCUUUAGUUAAGAACGUGUUCUAGCACCUUCUUUGAAAGAGGCCACAACAGUGACAAGAACAUCUGCUGACACUGAAGGAACCACUUGUAUUAUGAAGAGGAGAUGUACAUGUAUGUAUGCUUCAGGUAAUUUUGCUUAUUUUUCAAGCCUGUAUGGCCAGUCAAGUGUAAGAAUUAGAAUUAUGGAGAAGUAAAAAUAAAAAAAAAAACAGGAAGGUGUUCAAUCUUCCUGUGUAGUGCCGUGCUGGUUGCCAUGGCAAAAUGAAUGAAGGACUGUGGGCUUGUGGGGUUUCUCUUUUGAAUAACCCAUUUCUCAGUAGAUAUUGAUAAAUUCUCUCAUAUUACUUGUAAUUAAAUUUAGAUAAUACCAGAGUUACCCGAAGAGACAAAUGUAUUUUUUAGAUGCUCGUUAACUCUUUCUUUACUGUGCUGUGAUUAUGACAUAUUAUGAGCAGGUCACAUACUGGGUCCUAUAUUGAUCAAACAGAAAAACACAGUUAAUAAUUGCGUCCCAAUUCUUAUGCGGUAAAACUUCAUAUAAUAAUAAUAAUAAUAAUAAUAAUGAUGAUGAUGAUGAUGAUGACAUAGGCAUAAUAGGCCUGACUUGUCCCCUUCUAUAAUAAACAAAUUUCCGAGUCAAAUUUUAUUUGAAAAAAUGUAUAUUUUGUAUGUAAUUAUUUGCAUAUAGCCCAAUAAGUGCAAUGUGAAUAUGAGAUUUUUAUUUUUCAUGGCAUGCAUAGCUAUUUCUGACAUAAUGUGGUUUAAGAGCAUAGUUAAACUCUAAACAUAAAUAGCACCUAAUUCAGAAAAAUUAAUGGCUUGUUAAAAUUCUGGGGUCACAACUGUGGUUGCAAUAAAAGCCAGCAUAAACAGGGAGGCCAGGACUGAAGGUUAGCAGCCUUAGUGUCUACAAAAGGCAUGCUGAUGUAAUUCUCACAACUCAACAACUGUACAGGAAAGUGUCUUCGCUAAUCUGUCCACCAAGGUUACUCCUUUAGACAUUACUGAUGAACUACAGCAAACUUCAAAUUGUUAGCAGUUUAAAGCUUUGCACAUUUCACAAAAGUAAGAGUGGUAACCUGUGGCAAAAUGCCCACAAAUAUAUAUCUGAUUGGCUACACAAUCCCUGUGCAUUCAUACCCACUUUGAUUCCCCAGUUUGUUACUGCUAAAGAGAAUUGAGAUUUCAGUUAACAUGCCUGGGUAAAUGAAGAAUAAAAAGUUAGGAGCACAGAUUGGUGUUGCGUUUGCUUGAACACCUGGAGUGCUGAAACUGUUUGAGAUAUUUGGACAGUUUCAGAUUUUUGGUAAAACACUGGAAGGCAUCAUGAUUGGCCAGAUCAGAGUCACACCUCUCACCACUCACACCUUUGACCCAUUUGAUAAUUUCCACAGUCCCAUUGUGCUUUGCUCUGUGGGCACUAUCAAAAUUAAUUUGGACAGAGCCUCAUUUUAUGUGCACAAAUGCUUCCCUUUCCUAACUGCAUCUUCAAAAUGGAGCCAAUCAGUUAAUUAUGUCAUGUUCUUUGAGUCUGAAUAAAUUAUAUCAUUCGGUAUUAUUUCGUUUUUUUUUUUGUUUUCUUGCACAGUGGUUACAUUUGUGCAAGAAAACAAAUGGCUUAUGUAUUCUGUGUUGUACACUCAGGUACACUAAAACUGGGGGAUUAGGAUUAGGUUUAUUUUAUUUAAGAAAGGGACAGUGCACAUUAAUAAACAUGAUAACUUAGAUGCACCCUGUAAAUGUUCCAUAUUUAGCCAUACAGGCUAAUUUUCAUCUGUAGUCCCUGGGCAGGUUCUAAAGAUUGGUGUGUGGAGUAUAAUCAGCAUGUUUAAUCAUUUAAAUUGGCCCAAUUAUCCUAAUUAUUUUUACAGGUGUAUGAAAACAGAUUGAUAAUUGUCAGUGAAUUAUGCACAAUCUUCUAUUUAUGUUUUGCAAAUAUAUUUGCAAAGUUUCAAUUUAGAGAGAAGUAGACAGGAGUCUUCAUCUGUCCAUUUUGGUGAAAGAAAGCCUUUAGCCAGACUCAUGUUUAUAAAGUCAAGGUGUCAGACUAUCUUUUAGCAUUUGUUGUUAUUUAUAUGCUACCAUUCAAGGUACUUAGCUUGACACAACUUAAAAUCUCUCAUGUGCACACACACACACACACACACUUAACUAUGUGAAAUAAUGUGAAUCACCGACUUAAUGAUUAUCUCUAUUGUUAUGGCAUUUAUUUAUUUGGUUCUGUUGCCAUUCCGUUUAAAAUUUAUACCGCUAGUUCCGCGAUAGAGGAUGAAUACCGUAAUUACGAAAAUAACGUCAUUUACCUUAGAUAAACAUUGGAUAGUGUGGCCCCCCCCUCGUGGUCGUGUGGGCCCCCCCAGCGGUUGUGGCCCUAAACAACCACAUAGAGCGUUUAUGCCACGGGCCGGCCCUGUGGGGUGCCAUGGAGUCUAUGAGCAUGCAACUUCAAGCCCUUACUACUGUUGCUACAGUUGUGUAUGCUAUUUUGAACAUGUCCCACUGCUGGACAUGAGAUCUAUUAAUUUAAUAAAUUAACGUUAAAAAACAUGGUGGUUUUUUCCGCUUUUUAAAUUUUUUCGUGAUUUUCAGCAACUAUGCCGUGACUGCUCCAUAACUUCAGCCAAUAUUUUUCAUGACAAACACCCAGUCUUACUGAUCAAUAAUCUGUAGUAUUUUUCCCUUAGACUUUGCCAGAAAUGAUAAUUUUACAGCUGUUCUUUAAAAAAAUAUAUUUUGAUGAUACCCCCAGAUCCCCUAGAGGGUUGCAGAGUCUAUGCACCCCAAAUUCAAGCUAAAGUUAUGUCCUUGGUGGUUGUACAAUGCCCUCGCUCAUUGUCAAUCCCAAACUGAUCUCAUGUCAGUGCAUUGCCAAUGGUAACAGCAUUGUUAACCAGUACAGGCAAAAGUGUUCAAUGGACUCUGUAUUGUCGAUUCUGGUCACUGAAAUUCCUACACUCAGGAAAAAAAAAAAAAAAAAACUCUUACCGACUAUUG